This is a messenger RNA of Sarcophilus harrisii (Tasmanian devil), 951 nucleotides long. Its product is annotated as olfactory receptor 5D13-like. The coding region runs from base 1 to 951 and encodes 316 amino acids. Gene Ontology annotation, molecular function: odorant binding; olfactory receptor activity; G protein-coupled receptor activity. NCBI's taxonomy places the organism in Eukaryota, Metazoa, Chordata, Mammalia, Dasyuromorphia, Dasyuridae. The transcript has 2 exons. Gene Ontology annotation, biological process: sensory perception of smell; G protein-coupled receptor signaling pathway. Gene Ontology annotation, cellular component: membrane. The record is from RefSeq and is a predicted model, not a curated record.
AUGAUGAUCUCUGACAAAAAUCAGAGUUCUACAGCCAUAUUCAUUCUCUUGGGAUUCUCUGAGUACCCAGAAUUUCAGACUCUUCUCUUUUUGUUGUUCUUGGUCAUCUAUGUGGUCAGUGUAAUGGGAAAUCUUGGAAUGAUUGCAAUCAUUGCUGUGAACCCCAAGUUGCACACCCCUAUGUAUUUUUUCCUUAAACACUUAUCCAUUGUGGAUUUCUGUUACUCCACUGUUGUUACACCAAAGCUGCUGGAAAACAUAGUGGCAGAAGAUAGGACAAUGUCUAUUUCUACUUGCCUCACACAAUUUUUCUUUUUUGCUACCUGUGCUUUUACUGACACAUUCAUGUUGGCAGUGAUGGCAUAUGACCGUUUUGUGGCCAUUUGUAAUCCCCUUUUAUAUAUGGUCAUCAUGUCCCAGAAAUGUUGUUCCUUAUUGAUGGCUGCAGCAUAUUCUUGGGGAGUACUCUUCUCUUUGCUCUUUACUUUUUCUCUUCUUACAUUAUCUUUUUGUGGGACCAACAUCAUUAAUAAUUUUGUCUGUGAUUAUUCUGGCAUACUCUAUAAUGCCUGUUCUGAUAAACAUUUUAGUGAGCUGAUACUUUUUAUAUUUGCAAAUUUUAAUAUGUUUAGCACACUUAUAGUCAUAAUCUCUUCUUAUAUUUUUAUUUUUGUAACUGUGAUGAAGAUGCAUUCAGUUAGGGCAAGGCAUAAGGCCUUCUCCACUUGUGGCUCUCACCUUACAGCUGUUGGAGUCUUCUACGGAACAGUCCUUUUUCUCUAUUGUAUUCCCAAUACCAAAAGCUCCUGGUUCACCAAAAAUGUAGGUUCUGUUUUCUAUGCAGUGGUCAUCCCUAUGCUGAACCCUUUGAUAUAUACUCUGAGGAACAAUGAAGUGAAGAAUACACUCAGGAAGUUAAUUCAUCUACAAAUAUGUUCAGAAAUAUUAUAG